AUGCUCGCGUUGGAGUCUCGAGAUCAUCUUCAGAAACAAGUGCAGUCUUGGAAGGAUCAGUUGCAGCAAUAUGGAUUGCGCCUCAACACAUCAAAAACUGAGUACAUGGAGUGCGGACCAAGGGUAAAGGAUGGUUCAAUUCGUGUCGAUGGCACCGAAUUAAACAAGGUGAACUGUUUCCUUGGAUCUAAAGUGACUUCCACAGGCGACAUUGAUCAAGAAGGUCGAGCACGUGUUAAUGUGGCAUGGAUGAAAUGGGAAAUGGCAACAGGCGUACUGUGCGACAAGAAAGUCCUGUUCGACUGA
Molecule: messenger RNA, 306 nt
Organism: Necator americanus (New World hookworm)
Lineage: Eukaryota; Metazoa; Nematoda; Chromadorea; Rhabditida; Ancylostomatidae
Exons: 1
Coding region: 1-306 (101 amino acids)
Source: RefSeq, a predicted model, not a curated record